Molecule: messenger RNA, 4390 nt
Organism: Hermetia illucens (black soldier fly)
Lineage: Eukaryota; Metazoa; Arthropoda; Insecta; Diptera; Stratiomyidae
Product: Krueppel-like factor 6
Exons: 5
Coding region: 1835-2902 (355 amino acids)
Biological process (GO): regulation of transcription by RNA polymerase II
Molecular function (GO): RNA polymerase II cis-regulatory region sequence-specific DNA binding; DNA-binding transcription factor activity, RNA polymerase II-specific
Source: RefSeq, a predicted model, not a curated record
UGUCCCGCGAGGCGGCAUAACGUGCGCUGCUUUUUCAUUCAUUUUCUCCCUUUAUUGUACUCACUUAAGUUUUCCUCCUUUGAUACGUACGUUUUUCGUCACCAAGAAUUCCAGAUAGAAACUAAUUGCUAUUUUUCAAAAUUCCAAAAAAGAUGAGAAAGAUAGAUUUUGUAAAUGUUGUAAAUGGUCAAUGAUUUGAAAGCAAAGCAACACUUGCCUCCUUGUGGGAUCCCUCGCUAGCCAGGAAUUGGUCCGAAUCGGAGUUGGCGAUAAGAAUCAGGAAGAGCCACCCCCGAAGUCUGACCAGCGGAUGUAACUCCUUUUAUACCGCGCGCGAGCCUACGAAAGUCCUUGCUCCCGACUGGGUUUGAACCUGGGACACCGAGAUUUCGCGAGACCACCCACUCCACCCGCAUGUUCUCCCCAACUCAUUGUUAACUCCUUCGAGUUUUCUUUGAUAUUGUUAUUCAUCCGUUGAUUAUUUUCCUCGUCUGUUCGCUUUUCCGGUCUUAUCGUGACGUUGUGCUAAUGUUUGUAAAGAGAGCGCGCGCGCGUCUGACAUGCGUACAUACAAUUAAGAUGUCAUUGCAUGCCGCUAUAUCUUUUGCGUUAUUCCGUCGGUAAACGGUUGUUUUGCUGUGUGAGGUUAUGAGCUGUGACUGUGACUCUCCUGGCGUUUUACUACGGCGAAAAGGGCCGACCACGCUCCCCCAUUAUAUACAUGCUUGGCUGGCUGCUGACUAAUAGCACAUCAAAAGUACAAAGUGUUUGACCUUAUAAACUAAUUGGCCUGCAAGGUGGCGGGUGGACCGGGCGCCCCAAAGGUCAUACUACAAACAUCCAAGCCGGACUACAUCCCUUUUGAAGGACACACUCAUCUAAGCGCGGUGAUACUUAAUUGGUGACUAUCAGGGUGCAACGCUCUCACUGAAUCCUCCGUGCCCUACUCCCCCAGUUGGUCUACCCUAUCGCGUCCUUUGAUCAGCUGACAACCGCAAAGUGCGUAUCCCAGAGUGGAAUUCAGAUACUUUCGGAACUCGGAUGCAAUUAGUGGCCAGUAAUGAGAGUGAGCCGACUCAGUGUUUGCUGGAAUCCACAAAAGCCAGUAAAAAUCGAAAGAGGUACAGCAGCCGCGCAAUUGAAGCGUGCAUGCAUGCCUGUACUUAACGUGCCUACAGUGUGGAGUACCAGGCGGUAAUUAAGAGGAAAUACCGACUCACAUUAUACGACUUUACGACACAAUCCGCGUAUAUUCAAGAAAGCGCCACCUGUUUGAGGCAGCGACCGCGAUGUACGCUAGUUAUAAACUCAGCCUUUAAAACGCCGUAAAAGCAACGCAGUCAAAGGUACAAAAGAGCUAAGAAAAAAGUACGUAAACAAACUCCAACGAAGGCCUUCAUGUUCAAGUGUGAAAAGUUAAUUAAUUGCUGUUUAAUAUUAAAUAUGAAUUAACCAACCAAGUUAUAUUAAAAUGAGUUACGCCGUGCAGUUGAGGCAUUACCACAACAUUGAAAUUCGCUCGUUAAUUUGACCAUUAUUAAUUUAAACUUACAACAUACGCACUCCAUCCUCGGCCAUUAUAAAGUACACGAAAUAUCUAAUGAAAUUGACCAAGAAUCUUUUGUGAUAGUAGUGGCGCUUUCUCACGACCUGGAGGAAAGUUACGGACAAACAAAUUCUUGGGGCUCCUUCGUAAUAUUUGUGCUCGUGUCAAUGCUAUUGGUUCUCUCCCAUAUCCAGAAUGUGUGUGAAUUACGUGUGAAUCCGAGAAGUGUGCUACUAUCUAAUUUGGUGAAAAACCACGCUGUGUUACUUCAACGUGUUUUAAUAUUUAAUGGUUUACAUGAAUGGACUUGGAUCUGACCCUCUGCCAGCUAAGGAGGCAGAGGGCCCUCCUGUUCAAGUGGAACCAGUUGAUCUCAGCUUACGAUCACCAAGAGGAUCGUCUCAUAAAACAUCAACAGCGACACAUUCAUCUUCGAUAUCAUCCACGUCCACAUCAUCAUCGAUGGCCAGUAUAGUGGCGUCUAGCUUAACGAAACGUCCAAUACCUCCCCUAUUAGCAGCACCCCCGUACCUCUUCACCUAUCGCCGAUUCAAGGACGAGGCUAAUAACAACAACACUAGCUACACUAACAACAAUAGUUUAAAUUACAAUAACAACAAUGCAUCCACAUCGAUAUUUAGCAGCUACGAUAAGAAAUUGAAUCUACUGAAUUUAUUUAAGAACCCGUACAAAUACAAUAACAACAACAACAACGAUAGACCACCGAUACUAGGUACACGUUCACUACCGUCCGCCUGCCCCUCACCUUUAGCCAGUCCGGCCGCAUCUCUGGGAGCGAUUAGCAACAAUAGCAACAGUAACAGUAGCAACAAUAGUACAACUGCCUUGAGCAUAUUCCACUCGCAUCAUCAGCAUCCUUUCUCUGCCUUCAGUAGUUCCAGACUGUCACCUGCAAUUUCGCCACUAUCGUCCUGGAAGGUGAUGGCAUCACAAUCGUUUUCCGGUAUGAACAAUAGCAGUAGUAGCAGUCACAACAGCAGCAAUAAUGGUGGCAGUAGCAGUCGGAGUUUAGGAGUUAGUGGUGCAUAUCGAGAUGGUGCCGAUGGCAGUAGUUUCAGUGAUCUCUCAAAGAAUCGCAAGGUUCACAAAUGUGAUGCUGAUGGUUGUGACAAGGUCUAUACGAAGAGUUCACAUUUGAAGGCUCACAAAAGAACUCACACAGGCGAAAAACCUUACGUUUGUACCUGGGAAGGAUGUGUAUGGCGUUUUGCACGCUCCGACGAACUGACACGACACUUUCGAAAACACACAGGAGUCAAGCCGUUUCGAUGUAAACUAUGUACCCGAUCUUUCAGUCGUUCGGACCAUCUAUCGCUACAUAUGCGACGACACUAACGAAGGAGGCUAGGAGGAGCUAGAAAAUGCUUAGGCUAAGUUUUUGAUUAUCUAAAGUACAUUACAAAACUCGAUGCCUGAACAAACAAAUACUGCAAAUUGAUAUAAAUAUACGUUGAGUAUUAAAAAAGGAGGGGUUGUUCCAAAGAGGGUAGUCUCAGCUUGAUUCUCCGCCUAUAUUCUGUUUUAUAGGAGCAUUGUUUCUUACUCAAGUUGGGACUACUAUCUUUGAGGCGCUCUUUUUAGUUCGUUAGAUAUCUCGAAUUGGAAAAAUACUAAGGAAUUGUCUUUGCCUAUAGUUGUAAGUAUUUAUUCUAGGAUUUCUUUUUAAUUAUAAUAGAUAUUAAUGAGAAUAUAGUAGUGCAACAUUCUGUUUACGAGAAGGAGCUUCAAUGCCAGUACACUAUAGCCAGUUAUUGUUUUACUUUAUAUUUUAUAUUUAUAAUAUACAAAACGAUUUUUUAUGUUGUACUUUGUUAUGCGAUUACGAAUUGCAAUACUAUAGUUUUACAGUUUUAGUAAUUUAUUCUGUAGAUAAUUCCGUUUUUUUUUGUACUCAUGAAUUACUUUUUAGAGUAUUACUUUAUGUGUAAGGGUCUAGUUAGGAUUGUGUUUAAAAGAGGACGUAGUUUUACGAAAUUUUUCACUAUUUUCCAUCUCUCGAGAGCUGUCAACGGGACGGCGAAAUCCCUUUGCAUUCCAAUCUUCACAAGUGCAUUCCACACUAUUCUUUAGAUAUACUAUUUCGCAGACCUUUUUAAGAAUUUCGUUUGAGCAAAGUAUCUUUUUCGGUGGUACUUCGCACCUUCCUUAACAAGGCUUCAACUUUUACUAUCUUAGAUCGAAUUAUCUCUAUUAGAAAACAUGCUCAACCGAAAUGACUUUCGUGUAUCUUAACACCGUCUUGAUCAGUAUUCAGUCUCAAACCUUUCUCAAUAGUUACAUAAUCAAUUUUAGAAAUUAAAAUGUAUAAGAGUUGUGAAAACAGGAAAUCACAUGGCAUUAUAAAAGACCAAUUUAAGGGAAGUAUAUCACUCCCCAGGUGACAUACUUCUGAAACUGAAAAUCCCAUUUUGUGUAAUUUAUUUAAAAGAUAGAUGUAUCUACAACUAGUUUUAGCAAAUGCAGGAAGGAAACAAUCCAGUAGUUUCGAAUGUCCUAAACUUAAACUAAACUUCUGAAGACCAGUAUCGUAUCAAAUAUGAAGGCAAUUGGGUCAGUGCUAUUUUAACAGAAUAAUUUUAAUUUUUCGUAGUAUUACUUUAUUUUUGAUGCUUUCGAUUAUUUAUGUAUAGAUUCCUCUCUACGGUAUAUUCAUAGACAAUUUAUUUAUAUUUAUCGUUAAAUGACUUCUUUGUACAGAAAGCUGAAAUGACAAAACAAAAAACAAAAAAAAAACAAUAGAGAAGUGAAUGUAUCUACUUUGAAAAUAAAUCUUAAAACUUGUUAUAUAAAUCACUACAAUUAUUUAAAAAAAAAAAGAAAACU